Arvicanthis niloticus (Nile rat) is the source of this 1128-nucleotide messenger RNA. NCBI's taxonomy places the organism in Eukaryota, Metazoa, Chordata, Mammalia, Rodentia, Muridae. The record is from RefSeq and is a predicted model, not a curated record.
AUGAAACAUGUUUUAAUAUUUAAUUUAUUCAUUUCUGCACAGAGAGAUGCAAGCCAAGUCCAAAGCGUGAGAAACACCCAAGAAACCAAUGGGAGAAGGAGGCCGAGGCAUGAAGGCCGAAGUUCCUCAGUUCCUUCUGAUAGUCCAUGGACUGAACAUGAAAUCUGGAUCUUCCUGCAAGAGUGGGAAGUUGUUGAAUAUGAAAUUGGGCAUCCAGGCAGGAAAUUGAAGAAGAAGGUACGGUCUCUUUGUGGCCGCCUCUACAAGCGAGGCCUGAGGAAGAGCUGGAACAGCUGCCUUGACCUGAUGCUGAAGAUGAUGGACCUGCAUGAAACCCUUUGUAAUGAUGGUCAACGACCUGAUCCCUUGUAUUCUCCUUAUGCAUGGGACCUGUAUAAGAUCUUGGGCCACAAAUCCCUGAGAAGCCAUGUCCCAGGGUGCCAUGUUUAUGCUCUCCUCUCAUGUCCUUGGAAUGAAGGCCAUGGUAACCCCCCUGCUUCCUGCAUACCCUCCCUCUCCAUUGGUGAUCCCAUCUCUCCAGGAUUUCCUUCCUGUUGCUCCUGGACUGACCUUGAAAUCAGGAUCUUCCUGCAGGAGUGGGAAGUGGUCGAACAGGAAAUCCACCACCCAGGCAAGAAGAUGAAGAAGAAGAACAGUGCUAUCUGCCAGCGCCUCUAUCAGAUGGGCCUGAAGAAGUGCUGGGAAAGCUGUUUGGACCUGAUGUGGACCCUGAAGAACCUGCAUACAACUCUCUGUAAUGAGAGACCAGGGAUCGUGCCCCUGUUUUCUCCUUAUGCAGAGGCCCUGUACAGGAUCUUGGGCCCUAGAUGGCAGGGCAGCCAUGUCCAAGGUGCUUGUUAUGAUUGGUCUGGUAAACCCCUGCCUUCUAUGUACCCCCAACCUCCAAUGGUGACGCCCCCUCCAGUAUACCAGCCUUGGGAUUAUGACAUGUCUGCAUCUUCUGGACAGCUUCAUGGGAACCCAUCAAUGAUGGUGUCCAGUCAGUAUUCACUGGAUCUCGGAUCGGAAGCCUGGAAUGCCACCUAUCCAAGGACAGUACCACACAUACUUCCUGCCUUUGUCCCUGGAGACACCAACCUCCAAGUGCCAUGGUCAACUUAUGAAUGA